This is a messenger RNA of Pistacia vera, 1187 nucleotides long. RefSeq lists its product as uncharacterized. Gene Ontology annotation, biological process: SNARE complex assembly. The transcript has 9 exons. Lineage: Eukaryota; Viridiplantae; Streptophyta; Magnoliopsida; Sapindales; Anacardiaceae. The record is from RefSeq and is a predicted model, not a curated record. Gene Ontology annotation, cellular component: lytic vacuole; endosome. The coding region runs from base 104 to 913 and encodes 269 amino acids. Gene Ontology annotation, molecular function: SNARE binding.
UGGCGUCUCUAAAUGAAGAACAGUGUAAUCAGGGUUGGGUGGCGGGGACGAUACAAUCAUUUAUCUUUUGAAAAAAAGAAAGAAAAAUAAAGUAGAAGGAGAAAUGGGAGAUUUGUAUGCCUUGGACUUUGAUGGAGUUCUCUGUGACAGUUGUGGAGAGAGCUCUCUCUCUGCUGUCAAGGCUGCCAAAGUGAGAUGGCCGGGUUUAUUCGAUGGCGCGGAUUCUGCCAUGGAGGAUUGGAUUGUCGAUCAAAUGUACAAAGUGAGACCUGUGGUCGAAACUGGAUAUGAAAAUCUGUUGCUUGUGAGGUUGCUGCUGGAGACGAGACUACCUUCCAUUCGGAAAUCCUCGGUUGCAGAGGGACUCACAGUAGAGGGGAUAUUGGAGAACUGGUCUAAGCUUAAACCUGUCAUUAUGGAAGAAUGGGGCGAAAACAGUAGAGAUGAUCUAAUAGAUCUUUUUGGGAAGGUCAGAGACGAAUGGAUGGAUACAGACUUGGAAACUUGGAUUGGUGCAAAUAGAUUCUAUCCAGGUGUUCCUGAUGCUCUGAAAUUUGCAAGCUCAAGGAUAUAUAUAGUUACCACAAAACAGAGCCGAUUUGCAGAUGCUUUGUUGCAAAAGCUUGCAGGAGUUACAAUACCACCUGAGAGAAUUUAUGGCCUUGGAACUGGUCCUAAGGUGGAAGUGCUGAAGCAACUUCAGAAGAAACCAGAACACCAGGGGCUGACACUACACUUUGUGGAAGAUCGACUUGCAACUCUGAAGAAUGUGAUUAAAGAGCCUGAAUUAAAUGCAUGGAAUUUGUAUCUCGGUAAAUGGGGGUACAACACUGAGAAAGAGAGAGAGGAAGCAGCAAGCAUUCCCAGGGUUCAAGUUCUCGAACUCUCGGACUUUAGUCGGAAGCUGAAAUAAUGAUUGAUUUCACUGUACUGUUAAUUAUUCAUAGAUUACUCAUUUCACUUAUAAAUAAAAACGGCAUAAUUUCUCGUUUCAUGAAAAUCAUGGAGAUGAGUUAUUUGAAUGUCCAGCAUUGCCUUCUAAUAAAGAAGCCAUGUAUUUCCGAGCUAUUGAUGGUAUCACAAAGACAAACAGAUAAUUACUUGUGGAUUUCAAUUGUAAUAAUUUGUUUGAUACCCUGAUUCCUAGUAAUAAUGAAUAAAUUUCAAUUAUCAAGUCAUACGGUAAU